AUGGAUGUAGAUGUGGAGGAGAUUGGGGAGACAAAGGAGAGAAACUCUUCAGAAAAUUCUAGCUCUAGCUUUGAUGAUUCUAAUUCUAUUCCUAACUUAGAUGACGAUGAUGAUGAUAGGGAUGAGUGGCAAAGCAGUGGUCUGGUGGCCGGGAGGAGCUCCGGUGGUGGUCGGGUGGUGGAGCCAGGGAAGCCACCGGUGAGGGAGAGCACCGGUGGAGGGGCUGCAGGGAGCAGCAGUGGCUUUGCCAAGCAGCAGGGCCGAGGUACAGGCGGGGAGGCUGGGAAGCCGGAGUUGCAGCGCGGAGGAGGCCGCAAGGAGGUGUCGGCAGGGCAGGGGGCCGGAGUUAGUGCCGGCAGGGGCUGGGCCGGUGGAGUGGGGCCCAAGGUAGUCAGAGCUGCGACAGCGACAGGGUUAGGGGGCCCCACAGUACCCUAUGUACCAUGGGGAACCCCCCCAAAAUGA
Messenger RNA from Cryptomeria japonica (Japanese cedar), 465 nucleotides. RefSeq lists its product as uncharacterized. Bases 1 to 465 code for a protein of 154 amino acids. The transcript has 2 exons. The record is from RefSeq and is a predicted model, not a curated record. NCBI's taxonomy places the organism in Eukaryota, Viridiplantae, Streptophyta, Pinopsida, Cupressales, Cupressaceae.